This is a messenger RNA of Neltuma alba, 782 nucleotides long. RefSeq names its product 60S ribosomal protein L27a-3. Gene Ontology annotation, molecular function: structural constituent of ribosome. Gene Ontology annotation, biological process: translation. Lineage: Eukaryota; Viridiplantae; Streptophyta; Magnoliopsida; Fabales; Fabaceae. The transcript has a single exon. Gene Ontology annotation, cellular component: ribosome; cytosolic large ribosomal subunit. Bases 80 to 520 code for a protein of 146 amino acids. The record is from RefSeq and is a predicted model, not a curated record.
UGAAACCCUAACUCAGCAAGUCCUCGGGCCGCCGUUACCUGCUGGGGGAGAAGCUUUUGCUGAGAGAGACAGAUCGGAGAUGACGACCCGCUUCAAGAAGAAUCGUAAGAAGCGUGGCCACGUGAGCGCCGGUCACGGUCGUAUCGGCAAGCACAGGAAGCACCCAGGUGGUCGUGGUAAUGCUGGUGGUAUGCACCACCAUAGAAUUCUCUUCGACAAGUAUCACCCUGGUUAUUUCGGGAAAGUAGGUAUGCGCUACUUCCAUAAGCUUCGCAAUAAGUUCUACUGCCCUAUUGUGAACAUCGACAAGCUCUGGUCAUUGGUUCCUAAUGAGGUCAGAGAGAAGGCCUCCAAGGACAAUGUUCCCUUGAUUGAUGUUACUCAGUAUGGGUACUUCAAGGUUUUGGGUAAAGGAGUUCUGCCGGAGAACCGACCUGUUGUGGUGAAGGCCAAGCUUGUUUCCAAGAAUGCGGAAAAAAAGAUCAAGGAGGCCGGUGGGGCUGUGGUUCUUACUGCUUAGGUUCUGGAUACUUUUUCUGUUCAUUAGAAUUUUGUUUCUCUGUUGGUAGUUCCUUUGGAAUUGAUUGAAAUUUAAGCUUUGAUCUAUUCGAACUCGUGUCAAGGUAAUGCUUUUGGUUUUCUUUUCCCUCAAUCCCGCGCUUUCCUAGUUCUCUGAGUUUCUUACUGUUGAUCACAUCUUUAAUAUUAUUCUCUAUGAAAUGGACGAUUUUUUACUUUUGAUUCAGAAGUUGAUGUGCGUAGUGACAAUAAAUCUUAUAGAA